Culex pipiens pallens (northern house mosquito) is the source of this 1080-nucleotide messenger RNA. RefSeq names its product AT-rich interactive domain-containing protein 2-like. Bases 588 to 944 code for a protein of 118 amino acids. Gene Ontology annotation, cellular component: SWI/SNF superfamily-type complex. Gene Ontology annotation, molecular function: DNA binding. The transcript has 3 exons. The record is from RefSeq and is a predicted model, not a curated record. Lineage: Eukaryota; Metazoa; Arthropoda; Insecta; Diptera; Culicidae.
AUGCAUCUUGCCAUGUAUUUCAUAAGUGAUAGAAAAUUCCAAUAAAAAAUCUAAACAAGGAAAAUAAUUUGGUAACAAAUCAACACAUUCAACAAUUGAAUACUUAUCAAUAUUAUCAGGAAUAUGUUUAUUACUAAUGCCACACACAAAAAAAUAUUACUGUAAAGACAAAAGUAACUUAUUUUCGAUUUAAAAAGUUGCUAAAAUUUGCUUGAGGGAAAGUUUUUUUCUUGUGUUAAAAAUGAAAACUUUUACUGGUAAAGUUUUUAGAAAUCUCCUUACUAACUGAUUUAAAAGUCUUAACUUUUAAUACGACUGUAAAAUUUCUUUCAUUUUGACGUUCUCGUGUAACCGAGUACGCCUAAGUCCCAAAUGUAAACAAACACUUUUGUGGGUCCGGUGCACCGCGGUGGUGCUGGUGAGUCUAGGACGCAAAGCAAAGCCGACGCGGAAAACUUUGUGAGCCAAACAGCAGCAGCGGAACGCCUUCGAAGGAGGGUGGUGCGGGUGCGGGACGAGGUCUAUUGCUCGAAAAGGACAAGGCCAGCUUCCUGCAGGAACUGCAGCUGUUCCAGGACCGGAAUAGGAUGGGAGGUAGGAAUGUGGAUUCGAACCGGUUGUAUUCGGUGGUGGUGGCCCGGGAUUGGUGGUUGAAGGUCAAGUCCCGCGAGGACUGGGGCGAGAUUAUCGAGGAGAUGGCACUGCCGAAGCGUUGCAUGAACAACGAGUUUGCGUGGAAGAAGAUUAACGUCUGGUUUUUGGACAAGUACGAGAAAGUUAAUUUUCACGGUGAGGAGAAGGAUCCGACGAAGAGGAGGACGAUGAGAAGCGGCAUAAUCGGAGGUGGUCAGCGCAGAUGUUGCACUCGGUGCCGGCGUUUUACAACACCGCAACUUUCUGCCCACAAACGCUCACCUCGCGACGGCGCAGCUCCAGCCGAAUGAACCAUAACAGCGAGCCGAAAAAUCUGUCAUUCUCAAAGGAGGAUGAAGGCCUCAUCAACCCCACGUUCCGGAUGCGCUUCCAGGAUCGGGAACUCCCCGUUCAGGCACUUCACACCCUAGCCGGGAAACAUCGACC